This is a messenger RNA of Trichoplax adhaerens, 1349 nucleotides long. RefSeq lists its product as hypothetical. NCBI's taxonomy places the organism in Eukaryota, Metazoa, Placozoa, Uniplacotomia, Trichoplacea, Trichoplacidae. The coding region runs from base 1 to 990 and encodes 329 amino acids. Gene Ontology annotation, molecular function: palmitoyltransferase activity. The transcript is spliced from 7 exons. Gene Ontology annotation, cellular component: Golgi apparatus. The record is from RefSeq and is a predicted model, not a curated record. Gene Ontology annotation, biological process: protein palmitoylation.
AUGUUGCGCCAAAUCAAAUUUCUACACUAUGUUUUAAAGUCUUUCUUGUAUAACUCGUUUAAUUCGAGUUUAACACUAAUUGAAACUGCCUUUCAACCGACCUUGUUUUGCUUUGAUAUCCUUAUCCGAAUUUUAGGCCCGCUAUUUGUAGUAUUGGUGAUAGGUCUGACAACAGUCGUGGUCGUUCUUUACUACCGACUCCUAGUUCCGAGAAUUUUAACUUAUGGCUUUAUUCGAUCAUCAUGUCAUCUUUUGUAUGCGCAUUGGUUAUUAGUCAAUAUCUGCCAUCAGUAUUAUCGAGCAGUUUGUACAGAACCUGGAUAUCCUGAUGAGGUUAUUGAUAUUAUUGUAUAUCUGUAUUUAUAUAAGAAAUUAUGCUCUUAUCAAGGUAUCGUUGCUAAACCUCCAAGGACUCAUCACUGUCGCAUUUGUAGGAGGUGUAUUAUGAAGAUGGAUCAUCACUGCCCUUGGGUAAAUAAUUGUGUAGGUCGGAAUAACCAUCGCUAUUUUAUACUCUUCUGCGUAUACAUGUUUCUUGGCACGUUAUACGUCUCUCUCUCUGGAUAUGAUUUAUUUCUUGAUCAGUUAUAUCUCCAGGUAUAUCGUUCGAAAUUGAACUUGGCUUCCGAGUAUGAAACGGAUCAGUCUAGUGCGUUAUUCUUAGGAAUUCUUUGUGCAACAGUGGCUUUUAUAUUAUUACUCUUUACUGGCUGGCAUUGUUUUCUUAUAUCUACAAAUCAAACGACGAUAGAAACGUAUGCCAAUAAGAAAAAGAAAAAGUUAUUGAAGAAAAAAGGAAAGCGAUUCCGUAAUAAAUAUGACCGUGGCUUUGUAAGUAAUUGGAGGUCAGUUCUUGGAAUCUCAAGAAAUGAUAGUUUUGCCUUAUUAUUGUGGCCGAAAGCCUUACCGCCUAUCCGAGACGACUACAGAACUGACUACAGCAAUAAACUUAAUGGAAAUUUUAUAGUGGAAACUGUACGCUCUGUUUGAUAUGUUUAAUAGCAUAUAUAUAUAUAUAUACUUAUACCCGUAUAAUUUGUAUAUCCUAAAGAAACCGUAUCACGCACGGAAGUAAAAUAGGAGCCUAUGCUAUCGCAUGAGCAUAACGCUCAUUUUUCUUCGAUCCCAUGAUUCGAUAUUGAUAGGAAAUGUAACUCCAUUGCUAACGACUAAAUUUUAAGAAUAAAUAUUUGAUACCGAAUCCAAAUUGUUUGAUAUAACCUGCUGAAAUUUUUAUAUUAUAUGGCUGUUGAUAAUGCUGGUGCUGUAUGAUAAUUAAUAUGCCAUUAAAUUUGUCUUACAUAGUGAUAUUACGCUGUAUAUUAUGUAAAUGUAAUAAAUUAAAAUAG